GUUUUCUUCCCCCCUACGGCCAUCCCCUCCUGCAAAACCUAAAAAUCCAAAAAAAUAAAAAAAACAAAAAAAAAAAACGCAGUCUCUGCGGCGGGCAUGGCGAAUCCUUCACCCGCGGCGCAAGUUAUCCAGCAGUCCCAGCCCCAGCCUCAGCAGCUCCUAGCACAAGGAGGAGCCGGGGCUUUCAGCAAUGCAUCCCUGUACGUUGGUGAUCUGGACCCCACCGUCACAGAGGGUCAGCUCUACGAUCUCUUCAGCCAGAUGGGUCCUGUCUCCUCCAUCAGGGUCUGUAGGGAUCAGAUCAGGCGCAUCUCCCUCGGCUACGCCUAUGUCAAUUACAACACCCCGCAGGAAGCUAGUAAUGCCUUGGAGGUUUUGAAUUUUACUCCUAUCAAUGGCAAACCGAUCAGGAUAAUGUUCUCACAUCGGGACCCUAGCAUCCGGAAAAGUGGAUUUGCUAACGUGUUUAUUAAGAACUUGGACACAUCAAUAGACAACAAGGCAUUGCAUGAUACUUUUGCUGCCUUCGGUACUGUCCUUUCUUGCAAGGUGGCCACUGAUAGCAAUGGUCAGUCAAAAGGAUAUGGGUUUGUACAGUUUGAACAGGAGGAAGCUGCACAAAAUGCCAUUAAACGGCUGAAUGGGAUGUUGAUAAAUGAUAAACAGGUCUAUGUCGGCCUUUUUGUUCGUCGUCAAGAAAAAGAUCGAGCAAACGGAUCACCAAAAUUCACUAAUGUAUAUGUAAAAAAUUUGUCUGAAACAACUACUGACGAGGACCUUAAGAAUGUUUUUGGUAAAUUUGGUCCAAUUACUAGUGCAGUUAUUAUGCGGGAUGCAAAUGGAAAUUCUAGAGGAUUUGGUUUUGUCAAUUUUCAGAACCCAGAUGAUGCUGCUGCUGCAGUUGAGAAUCUGAAUGGUAGCACUUUUAAUGAUGAUAAAAUUUGGUACGUAGGGAAGGCCCAACGAAAAUCUGAAAGAGAGGCUGAGUUGAAGGCCAAAUAUGAACAGGAAAGAAUUGGUAGAUUGGAAAAACUACAGGGGGCUAAUUUAUAUCUGAAAAAUCUUGAUGAUAACAUCGAUGAUGAAAAACUAAAGGAGUUGUUUGCUGAAUUUGGCAAUAUAACAUCUUGUAAGGUCAUGCUUGAUCCUGUGGGACAGAGCAGGGGAUCUGGCUUUGUGGCAUUUUCUACCCCAGAAGAAGCUAACAGAGCUGUAAAUGAAAUGAAUGGGAAAAUGAUUGGAAGGAAGCCUCUGUAUGUCGCUGUGGCUCAACGUAAAGAAGAAAGAAAGGCAAGGCUGCAGGCACAUUUUGCUCAGCUUAGAGCUCCUGGAGCAAUGUCACCUGCAAUGCCCUCGAGUUUGCCUGGAUUCCAUCCUGGUGCACCAAGGCUUGCCCCACAACAACUCUACUUUGGCCAAGGUAACCCUGGUCUGAUUCCACCUCAGCAUGCUGGGUAUGGCUUCCAGCAGCAGAUGUUGCCUGGUAUGCGACCCGGUGUUGCCCCGAACUUUUUAAUGCCUUACCCUGUUCAGAGGCAAGGACAGCCUGGACAGCGGAUGGGUGUAAGACGAGGUGGGACCCCGCAGCAGAUACAACAACAACAGUUGAUGCAACGUAAUGCGAAUCAAGGCUUCAGAUACAUGCCAAAUGCCCGCAAUGGGGUCGAUCCAACUAUGGUACCUCAGGGCCUAAUGGGUCCAAUGAUGCCCUUACAAAUGGAUGUUCCUGGAGUGCCAGUGGCUUCAAUGGACCCAGCACGACCCCAGUUGGUGCCCAUUACAACACUUGCCUCAGCUUUAGCUUCUGCCAGUCCCGACCAACAGCGGCUGAUGCUGGGCGAGCAGCUAUUCCCGCUUGUCGACCGCCUUGAGCACGAUCAUGCAGGAAAAGUCACUGGAAUGCUGCUAGAGAUGGACCAACCGGAGGUCCUCCACCUCAUAGAGUCUCCUGAUGCUCUGAAAAAGAAAGUGGCCGAAGCCAUGGAAGUCCUUCGAUUAGCGCAAGUUGCAGGCACUGAUGCUGCAGAUCAGCUCAGUUCGUUGUCGCUGAACGACUGAGUUUGGCUUGCCCCAGUGGCAAUUUCAUUCCUUUAUAUGCUUGGUAAGGGCCCUUUUUUUUUCAUAUAUAUAAAGGGCUUAGUGAGCUGUUAUUGAUUGUGGGGUUUUCAUCUAACUGUUUUCUGAGAGAUUUGUUUUGCUUGGUUGGGUUAUUAUAUCCAGCGGCCUAGCAUUGCUGGAAGUUUUGGGAGUUGAUGUCUUUGUGGAGACUUGAAAGAUUUCUAGGUGGUCUUUGUUUUGCCUCUUGUGAUUUGCAAUCUAGACUGAACUUGAUUUUAGAUCCUUAUGGUUGGAUUUCAUUUUCUUUGUUUCUGCAGUUUAUUUCAUUUUAGUCCUAGACCUUUGAAGGUAAUGCAGAUAGGGUUUUCUUGCA
This is a messenger RNA of Magnolia sinica, 2431 nucleotides long. Its product is annotated as polyadenylate-binding protein 3. NCBI's taxonomy places the organism in Eukaryota, Viridiplantae, Streptophyta, Magnoliopsida, Magnoliales, Magnoliaceae. Bases 97 to 2058 code for a protein of 653 amino acids. The transcript is spliced from 7 exons. The record is from RefSeq and is a predicted model, not a curated record. Gene Ontology annotation, molecular function: RNA binding. Gene Ontology annotation, cellular component: ribonucleoprotein complex.